This is a messenger RNA of Rotaria sordida, 369 nucleotides long. NCBI's taxonomy places the organism in Eukaryota, Metazoa, Rotifera, Eurotatoria, Philodinida, Philodinidae. The record is from the annotation of a GenBank genome assembly.
AUGUAUCGUGGUGGUAUGGUUGGCCUUGCUACUCCACGUCUGGUGCAUGGGUGUACAAUUCGAAAUGAAUCUAACGGUAGUGUCUAUGUACGAAUAUUAUACGAACCAAUAAAAGGUCAAAGAGACGAAAUAUUCGAAAGACGUUCUGAAUUUCAACUGCCAAAAGGUGGUCAAACACACGUUGAAGAAGCAGGAUUUGACAAAGGUUCUUUUGAAAUUCGUGAAACAAUUCGAACGAUUGAAGUUACUCGAGCAAAUGGAAAAACACAAGAAAUCAAUGCACCUUUCGAAAAUGUCGACAGCAUCGAACUCGAUUGGCUUUUUGUCAUUGAUAAUACAGGCAUUCGGUCGGUCAAACAACGCCGUUAA